UGGCUUCAUCCCUAUUCAGCUCUUGCACUGGAGAGGAAAAAGGUAUUUCCUUUCAACAUUAAUUCUUCUAGAAAAUUGAAUAAUGAGAAAGAUUCUCUCGGUGAUAUCAAUUUUAAUCUUCUGAUUCUGAGUAAUAUCUAUCAUAACCCUGUACAAGCACAUGGACCAGUUCUUUCAAGUGCGGAGCCGGCUACUAAUCAUAUGCCUAAGCAUGGUCUCCAUGUUCUUCAUAAUUUUGCAUUACUCAGCUGGGUUAGCGAAGGAAUAUGCGAUCGUGUUGGUGAUCAUCCAAGAAUUUUUUAAAAGUUCGUCCAUGCUCUAUGUAAUUUACUUUUACAUCAAGAAUGCCACCGAAUUUGUUGAUGAAGAAAGAGGAAAAUAAAACUAUUGCUUUUUUGAAGGUAUUCUUUUGUCUCUUCAUCACUUUCUUUGGCAUUCUGAUGUUCAUUUGGGCAGUACUUUGGAUUGGAAAAUAUAUCACCAACCCGCCUUGCAGAGACAUUGUCUGGCUGCUUUACCGAUUAAUCACUCUAUCUCUAAUCAUCUUCACUGUUUUUGUGGGUAUUCGUAUUCAAAAACGGGUUAAGGCAAAAACAAUUUUGCUGUAUGGUUAUGAUCGCAGGACUUCAAAACUAAAAGAGGAAAAAAUUCCACUUCAUCAUGAGAUUACAGUGGGAAGUGUAGUAGAAAGCACUGAGACCCAUUCAGACCUUUCAAUAGGGGUUUUGGCAAAUACUCAACAGCAUGAUUCCAUAAAUAAGACUCUUCGCCAUAUGUGGGUUUGAUUUGCAGUAAUUAUCUUUAUAUGACUCUGAGAUUGAAUCUAUAAUCUUUAUUGGCAGUUUGUUCCAGGCUUUGAAAGUUGAGACAAAUUCACCAAUAACCCGAUGGCAACCGCUUGGAUCUUCCUUUUAAUCAGACUCAUAAGCCUUUUUCUUAUAUUCUUCCCUGUCAUAUUCACCUUCUUAGGAUGGAAAUUUGUAACUUAUGUCUUCUGAUGGCCUUGAAAGAAGAAAAAGCAAAGAGACCCAGACGAAGAUGCUGAGUAUUACUCUGACCUCUAAAAGCCGGUACUUUGAGCUAUUCUCUCCAUUUUCAAUGAAAUCUCAAAGACGGUGUCUAAUUCAUAAAAAUAUUUCCUGCAACUGUU
Molecule: messenger RNA, 1150 nt
Organism: Moneuplotes crassus
Lineage: Eukaryota; Ciliophora; Spirotrichea; Euplotida; Euplotidae
Source: the annotation of a GenBank genome assembly